Gastrolobium bilobum is the source of this 1858-nucleotide messenger RNA. RefSeq names its product receptor-like cytosolic serine/threonine-protein kinase RBK2. Gene Ontology annotation, molecular function: protein kinase activity; ATP binding. Lineage: Eukaryota; Viridiplantae; Streptophyta; Magnoliopsida; Fabales; Fabaceae. The transcript is spliced from 7 exons. Gene Ontology annotation, biological process: protein phosphorylation. The coding region runs from base 69 to 1448 and encodes 459 amino acids. The record is from RefSeq and is a predicted model, not a curated record.
UGCUAUAAAGCAUGUUGAACCUUCUUACUCUUUCUAGAUAAUGGUUUAUUUAUUGUACUAAUGCUGCAAUGAAUACCAUAUUAGACUUGGCAGCUUUAGACAUUGAAGAGGGACGGCUACCUGAGUACUCUCCUAGGAGUCUAGAAUCUGGAACCCCAAGUUCAAGGGCCAGCACUUCUGAUUCAGAGGGUCAACCAGGUUCAACAGACAGUAAUAAUAAUAACCAGUGGCGUGGUUUCUUUAAAUUGCUGAAGAAAGGGUCCCAAAUGCCCUUCCAAACCUUUCAUCCACUUAAAAAUGUUCCAAAACUAACUAGAAGAAAGAGCAAAAGAAUCAGGGAGGACCUGAUUCCAUCUCUGAAUUCUCCAGCUCUUCAGUCAUCUUUUGACACUGAGUUUUGCGGCUUCAAAUCCUCCUGGAAAAAUUUCACUCUCUCAGAAAUCCAGUCUGCAACCAAUGACUUUAGCCAUGAUAAUUUGAUUGGGGAGGGAGGCUAUGCUGAGGUUUACUUAGGCAAAUUGGAAGAUGGAAACUUUGUUGCCAUUAAACGGCUAACAAGAGGGAACCAAGAAGAAAUGACUGCAGAUUUCUUGUCUGAGCUUGGCAUUAUAGUGCACGUGGACCACCCCAAUAUUGCUAGAUUGAUUGGAUAUGGUGUUGAAGGGGGAAUGUUUCUUGUUCUUCAGUUGUCUCCACAUGGCAGCUUGUCAUCCAUACUUUAUGGACCUAGAGAGAAACUGAGUUGGAGCAUCAGAUAUAAGAUUGCUUUGGGGACUGCUGUGGGCCUUCGCUAUCUGCAUGUGGGAUGUCAAAGAAGGAUUAUUCACAAAGAUAUCAAGGCUUCUAAUAUACUGCUCUCAGAGGAUUUUGAGCCUCAGAUAUCUGAUUUUGGGCUUGCAAAGUGGUUACCUGACCAAUGGACUCAUCAUACUGUCUCCAAAGUGGAAGGCACAUUCGGCUACCUUCCUCCUGAAUUCUUCAUGCACGGUAUAGUGGAUGAAAAGACUGAUGUCUACGCUUAUGGUGUGCUAUUAUUGGAGCUCAUUACUGGGCGACAAGCUUUGGAUAGCUCACAGAAAAGUCUGGUGAUGUGGGCAAAACCUUUGCUAUCUGCAAACAACAUCAAAGAGCUUGUGGAUCCAACUUUGGCUGAUGCUUAUGAUGAAGAGCAGAUGAAACUUGUAAUCUUAGCAGCUUCUCUGUGUAUAGACCAGACUUCAAUUCAGCGACCACAAAUGAGCCAGGUGUUACAAAUACUAAGAGGUGAAGAAGAGAGCUUGGAAAUCAUAAAAGAACAACAAAAGUCAAAACUUCAGAGGACCUACUCUGUAGAACUCUAUGAUGCAGAAGAGUACAACUCAACUAAGUAUUUGAAUGAGAUGGAUCGACAUAUGGAGACUAUUCUAGGCACCAGUAAUUCUAUCAAAGAAGAUAGCAAUGAAAACUAGAAUGUAUGGCCUGUGAUUCAGAUAUAGUGUCAUACAUGGAACUGCACAAGUUGAAAUUAAAGGGCAGUGAUUUAUUUUGCAGAACAUGAUCUGAUUCUACUUGGGGAUCCGGAGCUGGCCAGAAAACAUGGGUUGAAUAGGUUAAGGCAGAAACUUAGGUGCAAGCAGCAUAUUUUCAAUAUUUUAUUUAAUCAAAACGGUGUUGAAGUUAGGAUAUAAUUUGUGACCUCCAAUUAAACCUUCAGGAUGGUUGUCUUAAGUGGGGAUUACCUAUUUCCAUCGUAUCCACACAGCUUCAAUGAUCAUCAUCAAAUGAACAUGCCAUUUUCAGCAAGUUUUUUUUUAAUCUUUCUGUUGUAACUUGUAACCAUAAGCAGUUCUACCCAAGAAAAACUCCUAUAACUGUUCAA